Molecule: messenger RNA, 1455 nt
Organism: Mercenaria mercenaria
Lineage: Eukaryota; Metazoa; Mollusca; Bivalvia; Venerida; Veneridae
Exons: 1
Coding region: 1-1455 (484 amino acids)
Biological process (GO): DNA integration
Molecular function (GO): nucleic acid binding
Source: RefSeq, a predicted model, not a curated record
AUGUAUCUCGCUGAUGCACUUAGCAGAUCAUACUUGAGUGACAGUGACCAAUGUUCUGUUGAAGAUUAUGACAUAUUGUUGUGUGACUAUAUUUCUGCCUCAGACAGUGACAGGGAAGCAAUAGAAUCUGCCAUGAAACAUGACAAUGAAAUGAACAUGCUGAAACAUGUAGUAAAACAUGGAUGGCCUGAUAAGAGAUAUGAGGUAGAUAUGCAAAUACGUGCAUAUUGGAACUAUAGAGAUGAAAUUACGCAAAUCGAAAACUUAUUGUUCAAAGGAACAAAGUUGAUAAUUCCAAGAGCAAUGCGAAAAGUCAUGAUUGAAAGAAUACACGAAACGCAUCUUGGGACAGUGAAAUGCAAAGCAAAAGCUAGAGAUGCUUUGUUUUGGCCUUCGAUGACCAAAGACAUUGAAGAAAAAGUCAGCAGUUGUGGAAUAUGUGCUCGAUACCAAUCGAGGAACCCGAAGGAACCUCUAAUUCCACAUGAAAUUCCUGACAGACCAUGGAGUAAAAUAGGAAUUGAUAUUUUCGAGAGAAAAGGACAUUCGUAUCUGAUCUCAGUGGGUUAUUACUCUAAAUGGCCUGAAAUUUCAAAGUUAGAAAAUACGACAAGUCAAUGUGUGAUUGGAUAUUUAAAAUCACAUAUGUCGAGAUAUGGAAUACCAGACGAGGUGAUAAGUGACAAUGCCAGAAACUUUACAAGUUUUGAAUUUGAACAGUUCGCUAAAAGCUAUGGAUUUAAACACACAACCUCGAGUCCGAACUUCUCAAGUUCAAAUGGUCAAGUGGAGCGUUGUAUUCAAACUAUCAAACGGUUAGUCAACAAGAAUGAUCUUGAUCCAAAUUUAGCAGUAAUGGAUUACAAAAAUACGGAACUAGAUGGAGUAGGUCUGUCGCCUGCACAAUUGUUCCUGAACCGAAGAUUGAAAACGAAGUUACCCAUUGCUAAGGAACUAUUGAAACCUGACAAUUCUAAAGAAAUAUCAGAGAAACUCUCAAAACGUCAGCAGAAACAGAAAUUUUAUUAUGAUCGACAUGCGCAAAGAAAAGCCUUGAAACCACUUCAAAAUGGUGAAAAUGUAAUGUUUCGUCAUAAUGAUAAAUGGCAAGAAGGAAAAGUGAAAUCGAAACAUGACACUCCGAGAUCUUAUAUUGUGGAGAACAAGGAUGGAAAACAAUAUAGGCGAAAUCGCAGACAUUUGAGAUCUAGCAAGGUACCGGUUCAAAUUGAGCCUGAUAUUCCGCCACAAACAUCCUUAGAUGACAAUACGCAAAAUACGCAAAACGCAUCCGAGCCAGAACAACAACAACAUACAGACGCACACAUCUCGGAAAACCUGCCAAAACCUACGAUUACAACGAGAUCUGGUAGAGAAAUCAAGCAGCCAAGCAGAUUUCGUGAUUAUGUUGUUAGUGCAGUAGAUAAGAUGAAAAGUGUUAUUUCUAGUGGUUAA